Coregonus clupeaformis (lake whitefish) is the source of this 1961-nucleotide messenger RNA. RefSeq names its product phenylalanine--tRNA ligase, mitochondrial. The transcript has 8 exons. The coding region runs from base 299 to 1699 and encodes 466 amino acids. Lineage: Eukaryota; Metazoa; Chordata; Actinopteri; Salmoniformes; Salmonidae. The record is from RefSeq and is a predicted model, not a curated record. Gene Ontology annotation, molecular function: phenylalanine-tRNA ligase activity; tRNA binding; ATP binding. Gene Ontology annotation, biological process: phenylalanyl-tRNA aminoacylation. Gene Ontology annotation, cellular component: cytoplasm; mitochondrion.
UUGAUGACUAUAACAAAGUCUCAUAAAGAUACAAAAAUGACUAUAUUCCAUGAGAAGUAUCCACUAGUUUUUUUCAAAACAGCUGUAAAUAUUUCUUAAUUUAUGCAGGCAUAUUUUCGGUCUUCAGAAAACAAUCCACCGUUCCACAGUGGUAAAAGGCGGCCGGAAGGAUCCAGGCCAGUGGGUGACCGGAACUGAAACACAACUAUACCCUCUUCCUCACUCCACUCAUCACACAGAUCGAGAGCCCAAAGUCUUCCACACCAUUCACCCUGGAGAGAUCCAUGGAGCAGGUACCAUGAGGCUGCACAGCAGGAUCCUGCCCCUCUUCCUCCCCAUCCUCAAGCCCCUAGCACGUCAUAGGCCGCUCUGCUGCCUCCCAGCCAAUGGCAGGCCAACCACAGCCUACAUACUCAUCCCCUCCUCCUCCCCCCGUCACCUGACCACCGACGUCCCCUCCUCCCAGCCCCUGGUUGGCCAAGACACAACGGUUGAAGUUCUGGGCCACUCCUACCCUCGUGAUGACUUCACCAACGUGACCGCCAAGAUCCUGGCCAAGGUGGGCUGCAACCUGCACAACCAAGCCCACCAUCCUCUCUGGCUCAUCAAAGAGCGAAUCAAAGCCCACUUCUACCGCGCCUACAUCAUGCGCUCUGGCAACCCACUCUUCUCGGUCCACGACAACCUCAGUCCGGUGGUGACCACGGAGCAGAACUUUGACAGCCUGCUCAUCCCACCCGACCACCCCAGCCGGAAGCGAGGGGACAACUACUACCUCAACCGUGGCACCAUGCUGCGCGCACACACCUCCGCCCACCAGAGGGAGCUGGUGCGCUCGGGGCUGGACGCCUUCCUGCUGGCGGGCGACGUGUACCGAAGGGACGAGAUCGACGCCAGCCACUACCCCGUGUUCCAUCAGAUGGAGGGUGUGCGCCUCUUCUCCAACCAUGAGUUGUUUGCCAAGGUGUCGAGUGGAGAGGACCUGUCUCUCUUUGAGAGCGGGGGGCACCGGACCCCUCAGAAGCAGGAGACACACACUCUGGAGGCGGUGAAGCUUGUGGAGUUUGAUCUGAAACAGACCCUUGACCAUAUGGUCAGACACCUGUUUGGAGAAGAGCUGGAGAUCCGCUGGGUGGAGUGUUACUUCCCCUUCACCCAUCCCUCCUUUGAGAUGGAGGUGCGUUUCCAGGACGACUGGCUGGAGGUGUUGGGCUGUGGAGUGAUGGAGCAGGAGCUGGUGCACUCUGCGGGAGCGAGUAACAAGAUGGGCUGGGCAUUUGGACUGGGCCUGGAGCGCCUGGCCAUGGUGCUGUAUGGGAUCCCUGACAUCCGCCUCUUCUGGAGCCAGGACGACCGCUUCCUCAAGCAGUUCUGCCUGCCCAACAUCAACGACCCAGUCACCUUCCAACCCCUCAGUAAGUACCCACCUCUGAUCAACGACAUCUCCUUCUGGCUACCGGCCGAGGGCUAUGCAGAGAACGACUUCUAUGACCUGGUGAGGAACAUCGGAGGAGACCUGGUGGAAAAGGUCACCCUGGUAGACCAAUUCACACAUCCAAAGACGCAGAAGCACAGCCACUGUUACCGCAUCACCUACCGCCACAUGGAGAGGACCCUGACCCAGGAGGAGGUGCGUGUUCUCCACGCCGCCAUCGAGCACACCGCCGAGCAGGAACUGGGCGUGAAGGGGCGGUACUGAGACCCCCUCCACCGCCCCCUCCCCUGGGUUGUGCUCAGUAGGCGCGAAACAGGGAAAAAUCGGGUUAAAACCUGCCAAAACGGAAAGGUACCACCCAAACUCAUAGAGACACGAGGGGAGGCCUAAGGACCAUCCCUGGAGUCCCUCCUCUUCGUAGUACAACAAGAAUGCAACUGGUUGUAUUACCUAUAGAUGUAGGAUCUUAAUUUGAUCACUCUUUUGUUGCUGAGAGUGUUGUAGUGUAUUCAAGGUUUAAAAAAGA